Messenger RNA from Peromyscus leucopus (white-footed mouse), 489 nucleotides. Its product is annotated as probasin-like. The record is from RefSeq and is a predicted model, not a curated record. The transcript has 5 exons. The coding region runs from base 1 to 489 and encodes 162 amino acids. Lineage: Eukaryota; Metazoa; Chordata; Mammalia; Rodentia; Cricetidae.
AUGAGGGUCUUCAUCCUCCUGCUCAUGCUGGAUCUGCUUGGCGUUUCCAGUGUGAUGAUGAAUAAGAAUUUAAGAAAGAAGAUUCAAGGGAAUUGGCGAACCGUUUACUUAGCUUCCAGUACUGUGGAAAAGAUAAGUGAAGACUCACCCUUGAGGACCUACUUCCGUCGCAUUGAAUGUGGGAAGAGAUGCAGGCAAAUCCACUUCUAUUUUUAUAUCAAGAAAGGGGCAGAUGCCAACAGUAAUGAAGUCAUAGGAAAGAAAAGGCAAGGAUUUUACCAGGCACAGUAUGAAGGGAAAGUAACAGUCAUGAUAAAGAUGGUGAAUGACAAGAUACUGCUCUUUCAUUAUUUUAACAAGGACGUCAGGGGCAAAGUCACACGCGUGGCUGGAGUUUUGGUUCACAAGGCCUUGGAGACCUGUGGCCCUUGUGGCACUCCUGAAUUUUACCGUCCCACCUCCCUCUGUACCCGAAGCUCCCUGAGAUGA